CAUGCAUUUUAGAGAAGGGCAAAGGCCCUGUGAAGAGGAGCAUCCCGGUGCACACUGUGGACCACAAAGAUGGGGAGGUCAUCAAGGACUGAACCACUGUGCACUAAAGAUUUUAUCUGUUCCUUCAUGACAACAUACUGCAAUUUGUUGGUUGCGGGGGUUGUUUCCAAAAAACAAGUUAUUGUGUCCUAUUAUCACAAUUUCAUAUUUUUCUUCCAUCAUUGUUACCAACAGACAAAAUAUAGUCAUCCAUUUAUUAAUUUUGAGCACCAGAAUAACAUCUAUCGCUCUCAUUAGAAUUUUGGGAUGCUAAAAAUGUUUUUUUUUUAGCAUCCCAAUUUUUUUAGCAUUGUUUUUAAAACAAAAAAGAAAAUACGAUAACUAAUAUAAGUGUUCCAUCAUCGCCAUUUGGUGUCUAAAACAAGCACUAAUCACAUUAAAUUACUCGAGUUUUGACCGAAAACUUCAUUAGGUGCUGGUGCUCCCACGCCAUCUAACCAGCUCUAAUAGAAGAAAUCAAAAUGUGCUCUCAUGAACCGGCAUGUUGGAAAAUACAUGAGAAAAUGCAUGAGAUAGUGCUAGGUGAAGUGGCCUGUAUGUGUGUGAGUGGAAUGACAUAAAGGUGCAUAUGGUGGUGUUUAGCUGUUAUCAUUUUGACAGUGUGCGGGUAGAAAAGAGGGGUGGUAGACGACCACUAACGAGAGAGUUGCUCCGUGUGUAGCUGUCGCCAUGGUUACGCUGUUUUAUUUGACAUUUCUCAUGAGAAGACCCCCAACUCCCCCAAACCCCCUCUCAUGUGAAUACUGAGGAGGCGUUUUGUUGCAUGUGUGUGUGUCUAUUUCUCUCUAGCCGCGCUAUGAAUGGAGCAUAAUUAUUCCUGUGUUGCAGCUCAUCGUGACGCUACUAAAAUACAAUCUUUGCUUUGGUGUGACACACACUGGUUAUUUUUUUUUGUAAUUUUUUUGAAUAACACACACACACACAAAUCUGGAUUUAACCGUGCUAUUGCAAAACCUUUACUGAGUGUUUUAAGUCAAAAUUUAACACUCUUUACUGUCAUAUUACUAUAAAAAUAAGUUAACCCCUGUCAAAAGUAAACAAUCAAGCACUAUCUUAAAUAUAGGGACAACGUAACGUCUCAUUUUUCAAGUGUAAAAGAAGUUCACCACAGAUAGUAGUAAAAUGUAAUACAAUAGUGUACACGGGUGAAAUUAAGAAGCAAAAUGAAAAACUACCCGUAGGUUUACACUUUUUAAAUACACUUGGUUAAGGGGGGGAGGAGGAAAGAAGGGAAAAAGGAUGGCUGAAAGGAAGUUAGGAAAGAAAGCUGGAAGAGAGGAAGGAAGUAAGUAGGAUGUAUGAAAUGAAGGGAGGAAACAAGGGUGGUAUGAAAGAAGGAAAUUAUGUAUGAAAAAAUAAUAAUAAUAAUGGAAAUAAUCUGUUGCCGAGUGACAUUAGCACCAACUUCCAAGUGCAAAAAGAAGUGAACCACUAUUGAAAACAUAAAAAGAAUAGGACACUUCGUACUUGCGUGUGUGUUUAGAGGACAGUUAGUAUGUGUUGGGUCCAGCGCUUAUCGCAGGAAUGAAGGCCCUCAGGGCGGCGACGUAGCCGAAGGAAUUCCAUCCUGAUAAAAAGUCUCCAGGUCCAUCAAAACAUUUUGGUUCUCAUCAGGUCGUGCGAGAAGGCAGCGAGAAGUUUCGGGAUGGCGCGUUUUUUUAGUGUGAGCUGAUGACAGACUGGCAUGUCGGCAACAAGGACGUCACGGAUGAGCAGGCGGGACUUUUGGGGACUACUGUAAUAAUAAUCAAUGUUUUUAGCUUAUGCUAUGCUAAAAUAAAGUGUUACACACAUAUCGGAGGAUAGGAAAUUUAGGGACGCAUGAAACACAAUGGGCCGGAUUCACUGAUACGAUUGAUAUGAGACAACCUUCCUGAAGUACAAAGUUAGCAGAGAGCUAACAUUUUUAGCCGAUGCUAAACUAAAGAUGUUGUACACAUGAAAUUUAUGCCUGGACACGCGACUUCUAUCACAAUAGGGCUGAUCACCAAUAUCUUCAAUUUCAGACAACCCUUCCGGAGAACGAAGCUGGUCACAAGCUAAUGUUUUUAGCUGAUGGAAAGCUAAACACGUUUAUGUUUUUUACAUAAAAUUCAGGAGCUCACACACAACACGAAAUAUCCCGUUUCGCCAGUGUGAUAGAUUUGAAACAAACUUCAUAGCGUACUAAGAUAAUGUUUUCAGCUGACGCAAAGCUGAAGUGAUACACUCAUGUUACAGGACCCCCCCCCCAUCCCCCCUCCAAAAAAAGUGCACACAUUUAAAAUAAUGGGCCUGAUUAAACAAUCUUUAAUGUAAAACAACUUCCAUGGAGUUCAACGAUUGUCGUCGGCUAAUGUUUUUUCCUGAUGCUAAGCUAAAGUGUGACACAUCGAAACUGGAAAUAUAGGGAUGCUUUACCUGAAACAAAAUGGGCCUGAUUCAGUACGAAGUUUGCCAUGAGCUAAUGGUUUUAGCUUAGGCUAAGCUAAACCUGUUGCUAAGCUAAAUGCAAGUUUGUUCACAUGAAAUCAGGAGGACACGUGAUCUGAAACUCAAUGGCCUGAUUGGUCAAUAGGAUAGAUUUAAGGCAAUCUUCCUGGAGUACAGAGCUUGUCGGACGCUAGUGUUUUUUGCUGAUGCUAAAAUGCAACUGUUGCUAAGCUAAACGUGUUUUUCACAUGAACAUUUAGAGGAAACAGGUGAGCUGCAAUACAACCACCCAACUGAUCAUUUUGUGACAACUUUCUGGACUACGACGCUAGUCACAAGCUAGGUUUUUAGCUGAUCCUAUGAUAAACCAAACAUGUUUUUAUUCAAGUGAACUUCAGGAGAGGACACAUGACCUGAAAUGCGAUGAUCUCGAUUCACCAAUAAGAUCGAUUUCAGACAACCUUUCGGAAGUACCCAGAUAGUUAUAAUGUAAUGUUUUUAGCUUAUGUCAAGCUAAACUUGUGGGCAAAAGUAUUGGGACACUUACAGGAAGUGAAAACUGACCACACGGUUUAAUAUUUUGUCUAUAUAGUGUAUCAAUCUGCACAAAGGCUUUAAAAGUAUUGGGAAAUCUACAGGACUUCCAUAUUCAAUUAACAUUUUUAGCUGAUGCUAAACUAAGCAAGCUAGACAGAUUUUGCAGGAUAGGAAAUGUAAUGAUGCCUGAAACACAAUGGGCCUGUUUCACCAUUAUGAUAGAUUUGGGGCAACCGUUCUGGAGUCCAGACUUAGUUGCAAGUUAACGAAUUAGGCCGAUGCUAAGCUAACCAUGCUACAUACAUGUUACAGGACAUUUUCCUCUCCCUCCCCUGCCGACAACCUUACAUUCGGAGUGCCCGCUCUAUAUCAGAAUAACCCUGGGAUGCCAAGUGAGUGUCGCUGUGGGAUCAGGAUGGAUUAAAGGUGAAAAAACUUGUCAUUGGUUUCCCUUUUGUUGAGUUCAACUUGACACACUCACACGACGACGACACACAAUGGCGGCUUAUCGCGACACAAGUGCGACGGUAGCGGCGCACGUGGAGGAUGCUGCUAUUUUCAGAGCUGUGAUGUGGAUUGAAGCAGACCGAUGAGGGUCUGCACUCUGUCACUGACGACCACCGUCAAGCCGCACCGCCAACACAACCGCGCGUCUAGACUUUCACAAUAAAAAACACACACAAUAUAUAUAUAUAUAUACUUGUGUAUAUAUAUCAUAUAUAUUCUUACCAAUACAUGAAUGAAUUCAUGAAUAUGCUGUUUUACCUUUUUAAAAAAAUGGACUUUCCUCUCUCAAAAUUGGAGGGCAAGAGGCAGGGUACACUUUGGAUUGGUCGUUAGACAAUCGCAGGUCACAUAUGAUAGAAGCACAACCAUUCACACCUCACCUAACAAUAAUUCAGUCUUACAUGAACCUAGCACAUGCUUUUAGAAUGUGGGAGGAAGCUGGAGUAGUACCUGGGAAAGUCCAUGGAAGCACAGGGGCAACACACAAACUCCAUACAGGAAGGCCAGACCCUGCAUUUGAACCCCUAACCUUGGAACUGUGGGGAGGAUGUGCUAACAUAAAGUGCUGAUUUUUAAAAUACAAAUAUUACUGUUGUAAUUAUUUGUAAAGAUGUCAAAAUUCUAUCCAUUUUUCAGUGUCGUCGUGUGGCUCUGGACCUGCUCAGGCCCCGUUUUGGGCCUCGAACUUGUGGUACAGGUGCCAACUCUGACAUACUUUUAUUUUGAAAAGCUGACUGCUGGAUAUUUCUGCACCUCUCCGUCCUUGCUUGCUUGACGCGGUGGAUUGUGUGGACCCGCGGGGGACGCUGGAAAGCAGCAUAAAGUAGAAGGGAGCAAUUUUUGUCCGACAUAAGCUUCUUCUUCUUCUCCAUAUUUUCUUAGCACACAAUCUUGAUGGAGAAUGUCGUUAAACAAACUUCCUGCGUGUCGUCGUAUGUCUUUUUUCAUUUUUUAAUUGCUGCUCAAGUGUCUGAAAUGAACUGCACCUUACUGUACUUUUUCUCCUGUUUUUAUUUUUAAAUCAGCAUGCGACAUCCAGCAUCCUCCAUCACCGUGGCAACCAGCCUUCAUAGUCACUAUCCUCAUCCUCUAGGCAGCAUCAGCAUUCCUAUCCUUUAGCAACUUUGCACGUGCGCUCCUUUAAAUUUGCCGCUUCCCGAUGCUGAUUUAGUAUUGCGGGAAGGUUGAUGUGUUGUCAUCAUCGUCGCUGUCAAGAUGCCCGUGAGACGCGGUCACGUCGCCCUCCAGAAUACUUACCUUGACACCAUUAUCAGGAAAUUCGACGAGCAAAAUCGCAAGUUCGUGAUCGCCAACGCGCAGAUGAAGAACUGCGGCAUCAUCUUCUGCAACGAGGCCUUCUGCCAGAUGUUCGGCUUCACGCGGGCCGAGAUCAUGCAGCAGCCGUGCACCUGCCAGUUCCUGGUGGGGCCUGGCACCAUGAAGAGCGCCUUGGCGCAGCUAGCUCAGGCCCUGCUCGGCUCCGAGGAACGCAAGGUGGAGAUCCUUUACUACGACAAGGAAGGCACGUGCAGGCCCUGCAUGGUGGACAUCGUUCCAGUGAAGAACGAGGAAGGUGUCGUCAUCAUGUUCAUCCUGGACUUCCAGGAACUCGUUGACCCGACGCUCAAGAAGUCUGGACUGAGGCAGCGAGUCAGUCAAGGCUUGCUCUACUGUCAGAAUCGUAGGUUGAAGAUGCGAUUGCCGGUGUUGCGGCCACAGCGGCGACAGUCGCUCUCCAAAGAUCAGUUUGAGGGUGUGGUGGUGGACUACCCGCAGCCCAACAGUGAAGAAGUCCCCCUGAAGGAUUUCCGCAUCCCGUCCAAGGAGAGCUGCAUGCAGUCCGAGACAGAGGCCCUCAUAGAACAAGACCUGGAUCCUCCGCCCCCCUCCGCCAAGCGCCGCUCCCUGCUGACGGACCGGCUUGACCCGUUACCCCGGGGGACCUUAUCCCGAAGCGGCUCGCGAGAAAGUGUCUGCAGCCUGCGACGCGCCUCCUCUCUGGACGACAUUGACGGGAUGAAAGCAGAGUGGAGCGCUCGGCCAGGAGAAACCUGCACCAACACAAAUCUGAAGCCGAGCGGUGCCAACUCCACCUCGGACUCGGACCUGAUGAGGCACCGGGCCAUCGGGCGCAUCCCGCAGGUGACGAUCACCUUCGGCUCUGACCGCGUCAGACCGCCGUCGCCAGGCGAAAUCGAGAUCAUCGCGCCCAGCAAAGUCAAAGACAGAACACAGAAUGUCACUGAGAAGGUGACUCAGGUAACACAGGUGCUGUCGCUGGGCGCUGACGUGCUUCCUGAGUACAAGCUGCAGGCGCCGCGCAUCCACCGCUGGACCAUCCUGCACUACAGCCCCUUCAAGGCCAUGUGGGACUGGCUCAUCCUGCUGCUGGUCAUCUACACGGCCAUCUUCACGCCCUACUCGGCCGCCUUCCUUCUCAACGAGGUGGAGGAGGAUCGCCGGCGGACGUGUGGCUACACGUGCAACCCGCUCAACGUGGUGGACCUGGUGGUGGAUGUCAUGUUCAUCGUGGACAUCCUCAUCAACUUCCGGACCACCUAUGUCAACCACAACGACGAGGUGGUCAGCAACCCGAGCCGCAUCGCCCAGCACUACUUCAAGGGCUGGUUCCUCAUCGACAUCGUGGCCGCCAUACCCUUCGACCUGCUCAUCUUCCGCUCAGGCUCGGAGGAGCCGCAGACGACCACGCUGAUCGGCCUGCUGAAGACGGCGCGUCUGCUGCGUUUGGUGCGAGUGGCCCGCAAGCUGGACCGCUACUCGGAGUACGGCGCCGCCGUGCUCUUCUUGCUCAUGUGCACCUUCGCCCUGAUCGCCCACUGGCUGGCGUGCAUCUGGUACGCCAUCGGCAACGUGGAGCGCACCGGCUCGGCGCGCGUGGGCGUCAUGAAGAUCGGCUGGCUGGACAACCUGGCCGAGCAGAUCGGCAAGCAGUACAACGACAGCGACGCGGCGUCGGGGCCGUCCAUCAAGGACAAGUACGUCACAGCGCUCUACUUCACCUUCAGCAGCCUCACCAGCGUCGGCUUCGGAAACGUGUCGCCCAACACCAACCCCGAGAAGAUCUUCUCCAUCUGCGUCAUGCUCAUCGGAUCUUUGAUGUACGCCAGCAUCUUUGGCAACGUGUCGGCCAUCAUCCAGAGGCUCUACUCAGGCACGGCGCGCUACCACACGCAGAUGCUGCGCGUCAAAGAGUUCAUCCGCUUUCAUCAGAUCCCGGGCGGCCUGCGGCAGCGUCUUGAAGAGUACUUCCAGCACGCCUGGUCCUACACCAACGGCAUCGACAUGAAUGCCGUCUUGAAAGGCUUCCCGGAGUGCCUGCAGGCCGACAUCUGCCUGCACCUAAACCGCACGCUGAUGCAGCAGUGCAAAGCGUUCCGAGGCGCCAACAAAGGCUGCCUGCGCGCCCUGGCCGUCCGCUUCAAGACCACCCACGCCCCGCCCGGCGACACCCUGGUACACAGUGGUGACAUUCUAUCCGCCCUCUAUUUCAUCUCCGGUGGCUCCAUUGAAAUUCUCCGCGAAGACAUGGUGGUGGCCAUAUUGGGAAAGAACGACAUCUUCGGCGAGUCCGUCAGCAUGUACGGCAGGCCCGGCAAGUCCAGCGCCGACGUCCGGGCGCUGACCUACUGCGACCUUCACAAGAUCCAGAGGGAUGACCUGAUGGAGGUUCUGGACAUGUACCCGGACUUUGCCGAAACCUUCUGGCACAACCUGGAGGUCACGUUCAACCUGAGAGAUGCAGAUCGAGUAAACCAGCCAACCCCGAGCAAGGACUCUGAAUGUGGCUACCGCCGCACCAGGCACCACAGAAGCUCCCCCCGACGCCGCAACCGACCCGAUGGCACGGACCGGGAGGACACCUACCCCGAGCAGUCUUGUCCGAUGGACGACCAUCACAGAGUCGCAACAUCGUGCUGGGACGAACAGUGCAGCAGCGACACUUUUUCAUCUGAGUCCAGCGACGAGGAGAUGAAGCGCGGGAGACGUAGCAGCAAGGGAGAGCUGUUCCCUCUGCCGGGAGGAGACGCCAGAGACUUCCCCCCGCCUGUCAUCAACCUCCUGCCGCACAGCAGACCCUCCCCUGGGAUGGCCAAGCCCGUAGACCUCGCUGGUCCACCGUACUCAGCAGCGGUUCCGGUCAGCAUGUCGGGCCUUUACGGCUACUGGCCGGACCGCCGGGCCAGCCAGUACUCCGAGGCCCAGCGACGCUCGUCGUGCGCGGCCAGGACCGCCGGCUUCCAGCCCGGCCCCUGUCCCGAGGACCGGCCUAGCGAGCUCGGGUCCAGAUUGGAAGUGCUGCAGUCUCAGUUAAACCGGCUGGAGAGCCGAAUGACGGCGGACAUCACCGUCAUCCUGCAACUCCUGCAGCGUCAGAUGGCGCCGGUGCCGCCCGCCUACAGCGCCGUGUCGCCCGGCCCCCUGCCCCCCGCCGCCGCCGCCGCCCUGUACGGCGCCCCGGCGCCGCCCGCCCUCCGCGCCGUCCCUCCCAUGACGGACAGCGCCGCCUCGCUGCUGCAGAGUCCAGAGUCCGAGUCCAAGUCCAAGGACUCGCUGUCCAGCGGGAUCCACGUGACGGCCGCCUCUGACGACACCAUUUCCCUGACGCCGCCGCAGCCCGAGGCCCCGGGCACGCUGGCCACCGCCCAGCGCUUCCCGUCGCUCCCCGAGCACCUGGAGGUCUCCUCGGAAGCGCCGGAGAUCCAGAGGCACGUCUCGGACCCCGUCCUGCCGGGGAGCCCCGGGAGCUAGAAGCGUGUCUCUCACACAUGUUGGAAUAUGUUCCAAACUUGAAAUGUCCCGCCAUCUUGACCAGGUUCCUCUUUCCACCUCACUGGUCUUCGAGACUCCACAGCGCCCCCUCUCGCUGCUGUGCAGCACUUUGCCCCUCCCUUCCACACACACACACGCACGCGCGCGCGCACACGCACAGACCCACGUUCGCACACGAGAAAACAAAACGAAUGUUUUGAAAAAAUGUUGACAUUGAAGAAAAGAGCAAAGAGAUGUACUGUACAUAUGCUGGAGGCGCUUUGAAAGGAAGAAGAACACUUGAUACACUUUUACUUUGCAUUAACAUCCAUCAUAAUUCCAUCCAUUUUCUGUACCGUUUAUCCUCACUAGGGUCGCGGGCGUUUCCGGAGCCUAUCCCAGCUAUCUUUGGGCGAGAGGCGGGGUACACCCUGAACUGAAUUAACCUACCAUGCAUGUUUUUGGGGAUGUGAGAGGAAACCGGCGUACCCGGAGAAAACCCACCCGGGCACGGGGAGAACAUGCAAACUCCAUACAUGCGAGGCCGGAUUUGAACCUGGGUCCUCAGAACUGUAAGGCAGAUGCCCUAACCAGCCGGCACCGUGCCAUCACGUUGCAUUAACAUGUUUUGCAUAUUUUUUUACAAAGGCGUAUUAGUACCACACUCAAAAGAAUAAUACAUAAUUACACUGCAACAAUACAAAUUAAUAUUUUUUUUUCACAUGAUCAUUACAUAGAAAGAUUGUUUUCCCGAUCACAGAUGUUAUUCCUGUAAAAUGGUAAAUUUUUCUCCGAAAAUAUAAGACUUUUUUCUCAGAAAUCAAUUUUAUGUUCUUUUAAGAGGACUUUGUUUUCCCAAUAAAAUAUUCCUUUUUACUGAAAAUAUGACUUUUUUCUCAUAAAAAAAUGACCUUUCUUGAAAAAAAUAAACAUUAUUUUCUCUGAAACACCAUACACAACUUGCAUUUUCCCCCACAAAAAUACAAAGUAUUUUUGAAAAAUAUGGCCUCUCAAAAAAUCCAAACCUUUUUUUUGAAAAAUACUAUUUUUUUUCGCUGAACUUUACAACUUUUUUUCACAAAAAAAACCCUACUUUUUAUCUCGAAAAUAUAGAACAUUUUUAACUUUUCUUUAAAUAUACUA
Phycodurus eques (leafy seadragon) is the source of this 9429-nucleotide messenger RNA. RefSeq names its product potassium voltage-gated channel, subfamily H (eag-related), member 6a (gene kcnh6a). The record is from RefSeq and is a predicted model, not a curated record. Lineage: Eukaryota; Metazoa; Chordata; Actinopteri; Syngnathiformes; Syngnathidae. Gene Ontology annotation, molecular function: inward rectifier potassium channel activity. Gene Ontology annotation, biological process: potassium ion transmembrane transport; regulation of ventricular cardiac muscle cell membrane repolarization; regulation of heart rate by cardiac conduction. Gene Ontology annotation, cellular component: membrane.